Molecule: messenger RNA, 2183 nt
Organism: Podarcis muralis (Common wall lizard)
Lineage: Eukaryota; Metazoa; Chordata; Lepidosauria; Squamata; Lacertidae
Source: RefSeq, a predicted model, not a curated record
AUGUUGAGUUCAGAGAAGGGCAAGACAUUUGGCGGAAAAGCUGCAGCAAGGGCUGAUGAACCCUACUCCGGAGAUAUCGAGGGUUCUUCAACAGUCUCCUCUACAGAGGCUAUAUGCCGGAGUCGCCCCAUAGACCUUGCAUUUAUAAUAGACAGCUCCCGCAGUGUCCGGCCUCAGGAGUUUGAAAAAGUGAAAACCUUCUUGGCCAAACUGAUUGAAGCCUUGGAUGUGGGGGAAAGAGCGACUCGUGUGGCGGUGGUGAACUAUGCCAGUACAGUCAAGAUUGAAUUUAAUCUUCAGAAGUACUUUGACAAAGCUUCCAUGAAGAAUGCCAUCUAUCACAUCCAUCCAUUAUCUGUGGGGACUAUGACUGGCUUGGCCAUCCAGACAGCCAUCAACGAAGUUUUCACCAGAGACGGAGGGGCAAGGGACUCUUCCCAUGACGUCCCUAAGGUGGUCAUUAUAGUGACCGAUGGCCGACCUCAGGAUCAGGUUCAUGAGGUGGCUUACAAGGCUCGAGCCUCUGGAAUCGAGAUUUAUGCCGUUGGGGUUGACCGAGCGGACAUGGAGUUCUUGCGGCUGAUAGUGAGUGAGCCGGUCAAUGAGCACGUUUCUUAUGUGGAGACCUAUGGUGUGAUAGAAAAGCUGGCUUCCAAAUUUCGAAAAACGUUCUGUGCUGUGGAUGUUUGUGCCCUUGGGACCCACAAUUGUGAGCAACUUUGUGUGAGUAGCGAUGGCUCCUGGCGCUGUGAAUGCUAUGAAGGGUACACCUUGAAUCCGGACAAGAGAACUUGCUCAAGAAAGGACUGUGUACCUGGGACUCACAAUUGUGAGCAAAUCUGUGUGAGUAGUGAUGGCUCCUGGCAUUGUGAGUGCUUUGAAGGCUACGUCUUGAAUCAAGACAAAAGGACUUGCUCACAAAAGGACGUUUGCACAACUGGAGACCAUGACUGCGAACAGAUCUGUGUCGCCAGCGGUGACUCUUGGCACUGCGAUUGCUUUGAAGGGCACACCUUGAAUCCGGACAAGAAGACCUGUUCAACUUUGGACGUCUGUGCGCCUGGAACUCAUGACUGCCAACAAAUCUGUGUUCCCAGUGGCAGUUCCCAUCGUUGUGAAUGCUAUGAAGGAUUCAGCCUGAAUGCAGAUAAGAAAACAUGCUCAAGAAUAGCAAGAAGCCGUCUUCCUCCUACGACAACGGAAGAGGCCUGUAAAUGUGAAUCACUUGCUAAAUUUCACAAGCUGGCCACUUCAUACCUUGAGGCAAUAUCUACAAAACUAGAUGAUCUGUCCAAGAAAUUAGAAGCAUACCAGUAUGGAGCAGAGCAUGUCUAGAGCUGAAGAACCUGCUGCAAUUAAAAACAAUUCCUGCCUAUUGCACUUUGCAAGCUUUUCUUUCAAAGGAGUUGCUUUGUGGUUAAAAAAAAAAUGUGCAAAUGUGUGUAGUGAUGUCACUUGUGUAAUGCACAUAAUUGUGUCUAAUCAAAGAAAGUUCAUUCUGCAUAAAAAUCAAUGUUGUUUUUAUAGUUGUAUGCACUGUGCAGUGCAUAUUUCUACAACUAUAUUUGAAUGCGGUGGUUAAAACUAAAACUGCCCCUCUCAUAUCCAACCAUUUAUAGGUACAGAUAAAGCCAUCUAAAUAGUUGUGGCUGGUAUGGUGCAUUGUAAAAACUUUUCUGCAUCUGGCAAAGUAGACUAUAAAUGCUAUCUUCUAUCUCUGAUUUCCAUUUAAAUGAUAUUUCUUUGCCUUUAGAGACAUAUAUGUCCAGUGGGACAAGCCACUCUAAAUGACAUUCAGGUCCCUUUAAACCCAAUUUUUUAAUCCAGAAGGACUCAAAAUAUAUCAGCAGAAUGGACUGGCUCAAAUAUCACUAUUAUGUGGAUGAAACACAAUGUACAGCGGAAGGUUAAAAGCCCUUAACAUUAUUUGCCGCCCUAUGGCACAUGUUAAUGUAAUUUACAUCUUGCAGACUUUAAUUUUAAUAAAGAUCAGCAUACUCUCGAAAUGUUUUCUUUUCUUUUCUAUGUAGCUCUGUGAGAAUCUAUACAAUACAUUAAAAAACAGGAAAUUUGUUUGUCACUGUGAAAGCGACUUAGCCCAUGGUUCAUUGAUUCAACGAGAGUUCUUAUCUUAAUAUAAAGGUAAAGGUACCCCUGUCCGUAUGGGCCAGUCGUGACCGACU